Molecule: messenger RNA, 564 nt
Organism: Dibothriocephalus latus
Lineage: Eukaryota; Metazoa; Platyhelminthes; Cestoda; Diphyllobothriidea; Diphyllobothriidae
Source: the annotation of a GenBank genome assembly
AUUUUUGCCAUACCUUUCGUGGCCGUGACUCACAAACUUUCUAACUUUUUAGAACCCCCACCAAAGGAGGCAGGUGAAGUCGUAAACCACAAUGCAGUCUUUGAUGAAGUCGAGGCUUUAGAACUGUCCACCUACCGGUCCAAGAACAUUGCAAAUAAAUUUGAGGAGUUGAUGCAGUGGACCCUUGACGGGAAGCUGUGGCGAUACCCUAUUGACAAUGAGCAAGCACAUUUCUGCUGCCCCUUCUACCCCUUAUCUAUCAAUGCCAACUUUAUUUCUCCUCCAGGUUGGGACUCAGAAAAUAACACCGGCUUUGAGGACCAUGUCUUCCUCAAUCGCUUUUUGGAUCGCACCUCGAAAAAGCCUGCUCCGCUGACCGCCUUCAUGGAGCUGGUGUGUACGGGACUGGCACAGAACCCUUACCUCGACAGUACCGAGAAGAGGAAACAUCUGGAGUGGUUUGAGGGUUACUUUAAGACCAAGGCCGGACAGAUAGAGGCGGCGGUGCGGGAGGAAAAGCGGUUGGCCGAACUGGAGGCGAAAGCAAAAGCUACUACUCAAUAA